AUGGAGAGUAAGGGAAGCCUGAGCAAAGUAGUCUUGUCUUUUAUUUUCAGGCUCAUGCUAUGCUCACCUUGUCCAACCCAUCAAAAACAGUCCCUUCUCCGCUUCAAGUCCUCCUUUGUCGAUGCCUACAACACCUCAGACCCAUCACUUUUGGACUUGGGGUCUUGGGACUCCACUUCUGAUAGCUGUGCAUGGAAUAGAGUUGUUUGCGGUUCCUAUUCACGUAGCAUAGUAGCUCUAAACCUUAGCAAUAUUUAUACUCCACUACAACACUAUAAUAUCAAUCCAAAUAUCUUAGACCCCAUUUAUAGCAUCACAUCUUUAUCGCUUCUUAAUAUCUCUUAUAACUUUAUAGUAGGGGAAAUUUCGGGCAAAGGAUUGGCUAAUCUCACGAAACUAGUUCACCUUGACAUGAGUUUGAAUGAUUUUAAUGGCACAAUUCCAGCACAAGUUUUCCAGUUAAAGAAUCUGCAAUUUCUUGAUUUAUCUUAUAAUUCACUGAAGGGUGGUUUAAGUAGUGUAGUUGGCAAGCUUGGAAAUUUGAGGACUCGAAAGUUGGAAGAGAAUGUGCUUGAUGGAUAUGUUCCUGUGCAGAUUGGAAAUCUGACAAAGUCGCAACACUUUUCUAUCAAUCACAACAAAUUAUUGGGGCGUAUUCCAGAUUCAAUAGGGUAUUUGAAGGGAUUGGAAAGAUUAUACAUGAGCGAAAACAGUUUCAGUGGUUUAAUACCUCCAUCAAUAAGUAACUUGAUCAGGUUGGAAACACUUCUCUUGGAAAAUAAUAGGCUUUCUGGAGAAAUCCCUUCAAGUUUAUUUGACAUAGAGAGUCUCAAGAUCUUAAAUCUUGGAGGAAACACAUUAACUUGGAAUAACAAUGUCAAAAUAGUUCCCAAGUAUGAUAUGUAA
Messenger RNA from Daucus carota subsp. sativus, 906 nucleotides. RefSeq names its product receptor-like protein 46. The transcript is spliced from 2 exons. NCBI's taxonomy places the organism in Eukaryota, Viridiplantae, Streptophyta, Magnoliopsida, Apiales, Apiaceae. The record is from RefSeq and is a predicted model, not a curated record. The coding region runs from base 1 to 906 and encodes 301 amino acids. Gene Ontology annotation, molecular function: protein binding.